Fopius arisanus is the source of this 1542-nucleotide messenger RNA. RefSeq names its product alpha-crystallin A chain. The record is from RefSeq and is a predicted model, not a curated record. NCBI's taxonomy places the organism in Eukaryota, Metazoa, Arthropoda, Insecta, Hymenoptera, Braconidae. The transcript has 4 exons. Gene Ontology annotation, cellular component: nucleus; cytoplasm. The coding region runs from base 113 to 802 and encodes 229 amino acids. Gene Ontology annotation, biological process: protein refolding; response to heat.
GCGCCGCUCAUUCCUCAAUCCGACUUCUCAACGUGAACGUCUGUUAUCUAAAGAGGACUAGUAAACCGAGUGUGUGUGUGAAAGAUCAAGUGUUUCUUUUUAAUAAUAAAUAAUGGCUGACAGUGGUACCAAGCGUAACAUUCCCAUCAAACUCGGUGACUUCAGCGUCAUUGACAGCGAAUUCUCAAACAUACGUGAGCGUUUUGACGCCGAAAUGAGAAAAAUGGAGGACGAAAUGGCUAGGUUCAGGAGCGAACUUAUGAAUCGGGAGAGCAACAAUUUCUUCAAAACAACAACUAGCCGGCAUCACACGAGCACCAGUGAACAUCGAACCUCGACGACCUCGAGGACUGAGGGUUGGGACAAGGUUGAUCCUGCGAUGCCAUCAAAGCGUUCCGCCUUCGACAAGACUUUCACCAGCACAACGACACACAAUACCCAGAACAGUUCAUUGAGUCCUCAGCAGGAUUCUCGCACUUGGUUGGAUGGACUCAACAGUCCUUUGAUUCAGGAUGAGGGAGACAACAAAACUCUUAAACUACGAUUUGACGUAUCUCAGUACACACCGGAGGAAAUCGUCGUCAAGACUGUGGACAAUAAACUAUUGGUUCACGCCAAACAUGAGGAGAAAACAGAGAGCAAAUCCGUGUACAGGGAGUACAAUCGUGAAUUCCUGUUGCCAAAGGGAACAAAUCCGGAGACAAUUAAAUCAUCACUCAGCAAAGAUGGUGUACUGACUGUCGAAGCUCCACUUCCAGCACUGGGAUACGGUGAAAAACUCAUCCCAAUUGCCCACCAAUAAAUUAUGGCGAUUUAAUUACUCACAUUGCCCCACAUUAAAAUACCCCCUCCUAUUUCCAGUCUUCUAUUUUCCCAGGUCCAAUCUUCCGUACUCAUUGCCUCCCAGUUAUCCACAAAUACUUUUGGAAAAUGUAUUAUCGCCAACAAGAGCCUCGUCGCUGUUGUUUAUGGAUGUUUGCUAUUGCGCUCUUAUGUUUUUAAUAAACGGAAAUUUAUAAAAGUUCGAAUUGAUAAUCCACACCGGAUUUACAGCAGUUCCAAUCGAUCUGGAUAUUUUACAGUUGGACUUGAUAAGGUGCAUGAAUUUUUUUAUCUGAAUCAAUAUUUUCUAUUUUUCAAUACACGAAACCACUGCUUUUGCAAGGUUUAUUACUUGAAAGUUUGUAAUAUGGAUAAUUCAGUGAUAAUUAUCACGAAUUUUCUAGACAAUAGCACAAAUUGCAAUCAGUAAUUUUUGAUAUUCAACGGAAUAUUGGAAAACUCAAAGUCCAACGGUCUAAAAUUCUAUUGAAAGUAAUACUGGAAAAACUGGCACACAAAAUUUAUAUUUGUAACUUAUAUUCGCGAUUAGCAUAGAAUGUACUUUCAAAAGACUAAAAACCCACACGAUGCCUAGUGUAUUUAAGCAUUAUAAUAUUAUUGAUAUUAUUUAUGGAUAUUGGAACAUUUUCAAUGCAUAAUGUUUUAAAAUUAUUGGUGGAGUCGAGGAGAAAUUGAAUAAAGGUAUAAAAUUUGAAAAUA